Messenger RNA from Penicillium angulare, 2298 nucleotides. RefSeq names its product WD40 repeat domain-containing protein. Gene Ontology annotation, molecular function: protein binding. The transcript has 2 exons. Lineage: Eukaryota; Fungi; Ascomycota; Eurotiomycetes; Eurotiales; Aspergillaceae. Bases 1 to 2298 code for a protein of 765 amino acids. The record is from RefSeq and is a predicted model, not a curated record.
AUGGAUGUUUCGCAUGCAUCGAGCUCUUCCCAUACCAAUACGCAGUGGACUGGUAUGGCGUCACAGGAUGAUCAGCGGUUGCGCGAUGUGGGGGUUGCGGCGUUGGCGGCUGUGUCGCAAUAUCCGCACCCUGUCAACGGGGAGAGCGGGUCUUUCCUAGUAUCUCAAGUUGUUGGUGCGGUCUCAGGGAAUAGCAGACCUCGUUUCGAACACGCGGAUCCAACGGUAUUCGGCACUGAGGCGGAGAGCUCGGGAACAGAUCAGCAGCGACAGCAUUUGGGUGCCUUUGACACGGAAAGCAGUAUGAUAUCAGAGUCAGAGUCGUCUUCAAGGUCCCCUGUUCACAAUGGAGAUGUGGAUAUGGAAAGCGUCGUACAGGAACUCAUCGAGCGGACUGUUAGCUGGCAUAAUACCGCGACUAUUGCCAGUGCUCAUGAUUACGGCGACCAGCAGAAGGAUCUGGUAAUGGAUUAUGAACCGACGUUCGAGGAUUAUUCAUCGUCAUCACCUUCUUCAGGACCUGAUGAUGAUAUCGAGGAUUUGAUCAAAUUUUAUCCAGGCGAAGAGAAACAUCUACGCCAAUACCAUUCCUCGCACGUUGCUGAGGCUCCAGCACAUGACGUGAAUCUGGACGAGUUCUAUACUCCAGUAGAUUACGACCCAUUUGAUGCGAAUGCGCAAUCCGAGAUGUCUACACAACAUAGUGAGAUGAUGUCUCUUCCCGAGGAAUCUCUUCCAAUAGAGCCGCCAGUUCCAGUAGAGGACUACCCAAUUGCGCAAACAGAACGUUUCAUGCCGGAUGAGGACUACCCAAUUGCGCCAGCAGAACAUUUCGUGCCGCCUCUUAUUCACACAACCACUUUUGAACGCAAUUAUACGAUUGACGAGUUCAUUCAUCGCUGGAUGGUACAGUCCUUGUUGCCUGCCGGGUUUCGUCCGGAUGGCAGAAUGCCACGACAAUUCCGCCCAAUAUCUCAAAUGAUAGGCUGGGAACCACCUCUACAUAUUCAUCGACCAUCCAAAUCGAAACGCGAUACCUAUGAUCUGCAACAGAUUCCAUGGGCAGAAACACUAAAAGUGAAACGAGCGGACGCGCGCACACUCCGCGAUGCUUGGUACACAUCCUACCAUAAUAUCAGCAAUUCGCAUAUCAGUCAUGCGGGACGAUUGCCCUCCGACGAGGCAUACUUUCGUGCCAAGUCGAUGCAUACCGAACAUAAAGCUUCGAUCGAACAUUUCCAGCUUCGAAAUUUGAUGUCCGUUCCGGCGUACAACACUGUCCACUUCGCUAGUCGAUCAAAAAUCUACUCUUGGACCCCCGCCUACGACGAUUUCCACCCACUGAUUGAUCUGAGUCAAGCGGAUCUGGAUGUGGGAAUCCAACGCCCCGUAAAAAUCUCUACUAUGAAGACUCAACACGGCCUUACCGUUGCAGGCGGAUUUUGUGGCGAGUAUGGCCUACAUUCCUCGAAUGGAGAGGGUGCCGGUGCGCGUGGACUAUUAACGCCUGACUUCAAUGACGGCAUCACAAACCACGUGGAUAUUAUUCGCAAUCGGACUGGCCGAUCGCCGAUCUGCGUGUUUGCAUCGAAUGAUCGACACCUGCGGAUCUUGGACACCGAGACCAACAUUUUUCUUUCCGAUCAGGCACUAUCGCGACCAAUCAAUUGUACCGCAACAUCUCCCGAUAGUCGUCUCCGCGUGGUGAUCGGCGAUUCCCCAGAUGCAUGGAUCAUCGAAGCAGACACCGGCCGCCCGGUCCAUCCUCUCCGCGGCCACCGUGAUUUCGGAUUCGCCUGUGCCUGGUCCCCAGACAUGCGCCACAUCGCCACAAGCAACCAAGACAAAACGGUAAAUAUCUGGGAUGCCCGAACGUGGCGCGUCCUCGCAACGAUCGACUCCGAUGUCGCGGGUUACCGAUCUCUCCGCUUCUCACCCAUAGGUGGUGGUCCACGUACUUUACUUUGUUGUGAACCUGCAGACCGGAUUUCAAUAAUCGACGCCCAACUGUACAAAUCUCGACAGGUCCACGACUUCUUCGGCGAAGUUGGUGGCGCAGACUACUCGCCCGAUGGCAGUGUUGUAUGGGUCGCAAAUACGGACCCCCACUUUGGCGGAUUCAUGCAGUACGAUCGUCGCCAAUGGGGAGCCGGGUACUCUGUGGCUGGUUUACCGAAUGAGUGGCUGAGCGAAGCAGAUCUAGAGGAUGAUGAUCGGUGUGCGCUGAAUGCCCGAGAGAGAAAAUUACGAUUUCUGCGCAAUUUAUCAGAUCGCGAGCAUGACAAAUUCCUGCCAUAG